UUUGACGCUUUUCAGCAAGCGUCUACAUUAACCGAUACAUUAGAUCAUUUCCAACGAUUAUGCCAAGAGUUAAAAUUACACAAUGAUCAUCUUCGCCCAUGUCGCCAUUUCUACAAUCAAUUGAAGAAAAAAUUAACCAGUUGGAAGUGUACUGCACUAUGGAAUAAGUAUGAUAAAAAAAUGGCUGAUCGAGCUAUUACUGGAGCUAAAAAUACUGCCAAUACCCACGUCUUAAUUGUUGGUGCUGGACCUGUUGGCUUAAGAGCUGCUAUUGAAUGUGCUAUGCUAGGGUGUAAGGUGGUUGUUGUCGAGAAAAGAAAUCAUUUCAGUCGCAAUAAUGUCUUGCAUUUUUGGCCCUUUAUUAUAAGUGAUAUGAAAUCGUUGGGCGCUAAAACUUUCCAUGGUCGUUUUUGCUCAGGAUCCCUUGAUCAUUGUAGUAUCCGUCAGGUACAGUUAAUCCUUUUAAAAAUUGCUCUUCUACUGGGAGUCAACGUCUUCAUUAAUGUAACAUUCAAUGAAAUGAGACAGCCAACCGAUAAAAAUUUAGUUUGGACAGCUGAUAUUACACCAGCUGAUCAUAUCAUCAAUAAAUAUCAAGUCCACGCUUUAAUUAAUGCCGAAGGUUGUAGAACAAGAUUAGCAGGAUUUCAUCGUAAAGAAUUUCGCGGUAAAUUAGCAAUUGCCAUUACUGCCAACUUUAUCAAUUAUCAAACAAAAGAAGAAAGCCGUGUGGAAGAAAUAAGCGGUGUUGCUUACAUUUUUAAUCAAGGCUUUUUUAACGAUUUAAGGAAUAGUAAGGGUAUCGACUUGGAGAAUAUCGUUUAUUAUCGAGACAAUACUCAUUACUUCGUGAUGACUGCUAAAAAGAAAAGUUUACUCUUAAAGGGAGUUUUAAAAGCUGAUUAUUCCGACGUCAAUAAAUUGCUAUCGACAGAAAAUAUCGAUCAGAUUGCAUUGCAAAAUUACGCUAAACAAGCUGCUGACUUCUCUACCCGAUAUCAAUUACCUAAGCUAGAAUUUGCUCUAAAUCAUUACAAAAAACCAGAUGUAGCGGUAUUUGAUUUCACUUCCAUCUAUGCCGCUGAACAUUCCUGUAGAGUAAUAGAAAGGAAGGGCCAACCAUUAUUAAUGCAAUUAGCUGGCGAUGGCCUGCUCGAACCUUUUUGGCCUACUGGAUCCGGUUGUGCUAGAGGAUUUUUAGGUGCUUAUGAUUCUGCGUGGAUGAUAAGAGGAUGGAGUGCGUUAAUAUCACGCAAGAGAGCUGAUUGUAUAGAGCUGAUUAGACAACGCGAAAGUGUGUAUACUUUAUUGGCCCAAACCACACCCAAUAAUUUGCAAAAAAAUAUUACUAAGUAUUCUCUCGAUCCAAAUACGCGAUAUUGCAAUUUGAAUAUAAAGGCAAUUCCUGCUACCGUCGUUCAAUUUCUAUAUGAUGACGGCUCUGAUUCUACAGAUAAUCCCAGCAAAAAGAUGUCAAAGUCCCCAUCCAUGAUCGCCGGUAUUACAACGCAUGAAUUAUUGGGGUGGUGUAGCAACUGUACAUCCGUUUAUAAAAAUAUCAACAUAGUUAAUAUGACAACUUCUUGGAAGGAUGGAAUGGCGUUUUGCGCAAUUAUUCAUCGCUUUAGACCAGAUCUAAUAGAUUUUGAUUCCCUUAGCCCUGAUAGCGUAGAGGAAAAUCUUAAUUUGGCAAUUUCAGUUUCUGACGAACAUCUAGCAAUUGCUCCAACUUUCAAUCCUAACGAAUUAAUUGAACUUGGAGGAGCUGACCCCCUUUCUAUAAUGUGUUUCGUAGCCAAGCUUUAUGACGUUUUCAAGAACGAAAAACCU
This is a messenger RNA of Trichoplax adhaerens, 1830 nucleotides long. RefSeq lists its product as uncharacterized. The transcript has 8 exons. The annotation marks the transcript as partial. Gene Ontology annotation, molecular function: FAD binding; protein binding. NCBI's taxonomy places the organism in Eukaryota, Metazoa, Placozoa, Uniplacotomia, Trichoplacea, Trichoplacidae. The record is from RefSeq and is a predicted model, not a curated record.